AUGCACUUUACCGGCACGUCACCGGGACAGGCGUACGAUCUAGAGGUGGUGCUGACAGAGCUGCUUGCGAAGGCCGAGAAGGCGGAAGCGGCUGGUGUGCGUGUGCGCGAGCACCCGUCUGUGGCAUUCUACCGCGGCGACCGCCCGGCGCGGGUGCAGAUGCCGCCACAGGAUGGCGGUGACGUGCGUCAGACGGACAGCUGCAUGUACGUCAUCGCCCUCCAUCAAGCGCUGCUGCCGCCGUGCGAAGGUGUGGUGCCCACAGAAGAACAACAGUCAGCGCGAAUGUCGAGCUCAGAUGGACUGGAGCUUCUUCGAGUCAACUGGGAAUGGCUGCUAUGGCUUCUCAUGCCAUCGGUGCGACUUGGUUCUCCUACAAAUGGAAAGGAGGAGUGUAAUAAUAAUAACAAUAAUAAUGAUGAUGAAGAACAAAGCGCCUCUGCACCUAUCUGUUCCACGCGGGAGUUGUGCAGGAAGCUGGAAUGGGGCGACUACACACAACUUCGCCAACCAGGCUUGAUGGACCGCGUGCACUACAGCUACGUUGUCUUUCUUCGCUUCUACGGCUGGCGCUUGCAUGAUGAAGAACGCGGUGUAUUGGAUCGUCAUCAGAACUGGAAAGAGCGAUACAAGCUGCUCUCUCGCGCCUGUGACAUCAGCGGCGGCAGCAGAAGCAGCAGCAAGACUGACGAGCACGAGGGGAAUGGCGAUGGCCAUGCGUCAUCGAUCGGGUUUUACGACGCCCUUACGCGCAUCCUGUAUGUGCUGCUGGAGUUGUGCUUCACACGCUAUGCGGUGAACCUUGUUGCCUUUCUCCUGGAAGAAAUGAACAAGGGCCGGCUCCUUUUCCUGCAGCCAACGUUGGAGAAGGUGUGGUUCUCUCAGGUCGAUUGCUGCAAGCAGGUGGCAGAUGCAGAAAAAAAGCGUCUCCGUCGGCAAUUGUAUUGCCUCACCCACAGCGACUCAGACUAG
Trypanosoma grayi is the source of this 972-nucleotide messenger RNA. RefSeq lists its product as hypothetical. NCBI's taxonomy places the organism in Eukaryota, Euglenozoa, Kinetoplastea, Trypanosomatida, Trypanosomatidae. The coding region runs from base 1 to 972 and encodes 323 amino acids. The record is from RefSeq and is a predicted model, not a curated record. The transcript has a single exon. Gene Ontology annotation, cellular component: membrane. Gene Ontology annotation, molecular function: opioid growth factor receptor activity.